This is a messenger RNA of Aspergillus nidulans FGSC A4, 1653 nucleotides long. Its product is annotated as acyl--CoA ligase. Lineage: Eukaryota; Fungi; Ascomycota; Eurotiomycetes; Eurotiales; Aspergillaceae. The transcript is spliced from 2 exons. The record is from RefSeq and is a predicted model, not a curated record. The coding region runs from base 1 to 1653 and encodes 550 amino acids.
AUGGUCUACAGAUCCACCUUCCCCCAUCUCGAAAUCCCCAAAUCAAACAUCCUCUCGUACCUCUACCCCCCCAACCAGACCGUAUCCGACCAACCUAUAUGGAUCGACGCCAGUAACCCCAACAACUCGCUUUCCCCGCGACAGAUGCUCACAUGGGUCCGGCGUCUUGGGUACGGCCUCGAUCGGCUAGGCAUCAGAAAAGGCGAGGUCGUCAUAAUUUUAACGCCGAACCAUAUAUUUGUACCUGUGGCAUAUCAGGGAAUUGUCGGCUCAGGACGAGUCUUUAGCGGGGCGAAUCCGACGUACACGCAGCUCGAAAUUGAACAUCAGCUGAAAGAUACGGGCUCUAAGCUGAUUCUCGUGCACCCGAGUCUUGUCAAGACCGCGGUCGAUGCAGCCUCUCGUGUAGGCAUUCUAAAGGAGCGCAUCUUUCAGUUUGCCGAUCACCCGUGCGAAACACUUGACGGUGUGCAGGAUUGGAGGGAUUUUAUCGGGAGCGAAGACGAAGCGAGGGAAUGGAGAUGGGACGACAUGGCUGAUACCUCGACCACGACGGUGGCAACAAUCAACUACAGUUCAGGGACCACAGGCCUGCCAAAGGGCGUGUGCGUCUCACACCGCAACCUGAUUGCCAAUGUGGAACAGACCAUCUUUAUGCGCGAUCAGGGCUUUCCCCACGCCCUAGUGCCAGCAAGUCGACCACCGGAACGGUGGGUUGGAUUUCUUCCUUUGUACCACGCAUACGGGCAACUAUAUGCAUGUCUGAUGGCUCCAAAGCUCGGCUUCCCCGUCUAUAUCAUGCGUAAAUUUGUCUACGAAGAGUUUCUGGCCACUAUCGAGAGGUACGGCAUUACUCAUCUCCAGGUCGCUCCGCCGAUCCUAAUCAUGCUCGACAAGAGGUCGGAGACGGCCCGCUACAAUCUCAGCAGCGUCAGAAAUAUUCUUUGUGGAGCGGCACCGCUCUCGAGGGAGCUACAGAAUACGAUUCAGAACCGCUUCAAGACCAACGUGGUACAAGGCUGGGGCAUGACCGAGGUCACCUGCGGCGCGAUCCAUGUCCCCGGGGGACUCUACGACGAGUCUGGCAGCGUCGGCAUGCUCGACCCUAAUUGCGAGUGUAAGCUCUUAGAUGAAGAGGGGAGACCGGUGCGACCGGGAGAGCCGGGGGAGCUGCAUGUUCGAGGUCCCAAUGUGUGUCUCGGAUACUGGAGGAACGACAAAGCGACCAAGGAAAGCCUUGACAGCGAUGGGUGGCUGAAAACAGGUGAUAUCAUGGUCGCCAAGGAUGAUUGUUUCUGGGUUGUCGACCGAAAGAAGGAACUGAUCAAGGUCAACGCGCUACAGGUUUCGCCGGCAGAACUCGAAGCUGUGCUGCUAGGACAUGAUGGUAUUGCAGACGCGGGAGUCGUGGGAUUCAUUGCCAACGGGCAGGAAUGCCCACGAGCCUAUGUUCAGAUCAAGGAAGAGGCAAGCGGACUGACCGAGGCGGACAUCCAGAGCUACAUGAAAGACCGCGUGGCGAAGCACAAGCAGAUCACUGGGGGCAUCCAGCUUGUUGAUGAGGUGCCGCGACUCGCCAGCGGGAAACUUCAUCGCAGGGUAUUGAAGGAAUGGGCACAAAGGGAUGCAGCAGGUGUACGCUCAAAACUAUGA